Vitis vinifera (wine grape) is the source of this 672-nucleotide messenger RNA. RefSeq lists its product as uncharacterized. The transcript has a single exon. Lineage: Eukaryota; Viridiplantae; Streptophyta; Magnoliopsida; Vitales; Vitaceae. The record is from RefSeq and is a predicted model, not a curated record. Bases 127 to 465 code for a protein of 112 amino acids.
AAGGAGGAGGAUAAUUAAAUAGAUCCUAACUAGCUGCUCCUCAGAAACGACGCCGUCUUGAUCUGACUGCAACUCCAGACAUUUGCCCUCGCUCUGUGUCUACUUUCUCAUCGACCAAACAUCGAAAUGCCUUCUGCUAAACCCUUCACCUCAGCCGCGGGCGCCCUCCGAAACCGCCUUCUCCCCAGCCUCCGCACAAGAGGCGGUGGCGAAUCAGGCCCAAGUCGGUGGACAAGCCCCGGCCAUCAGGAUCGCCCGAAUGGCUACCUAUUCAACCGGACUCCGCUACCACCCGGACAGACGCGACAAUGGGAAGAUUGGGAACUUCCUUGCUACGUCACCUCAUUCCUCACUGUCAUCAUCCUUGGCGUUGGCCUCAGUGCCAAGCCCGAUCUCACCAUCGAAACUUGGGCUCACCAGAAAGCUCUUGAACGCCUCGCUUCCGAGUCAUCUGGAUCCGAGUGAUUUCAAAUCGGGGCUCGGAUAAUUGGGCUUUCCCCACUCCAUCGAUGGGCUGGUCAUGGUGAUUAUGUUGAUAUGAUGUGGUUCAAUAAGGGUUUCAACUCUUGAAAAUUUGGUACCUUUUAGAGAUUUGUUUCUGUAUUUUUACUGUUAACUUUUGGAUUCUUUCAAGAAUCCUGUUUCAAGAGGUUUAAGAUUUUCUUGAUUGAA